This is a messenger RNA of Ceraceosorus guamensis, 1807 nucleotides long. Its product is annotated as putative EXG1-exo-beta-1,3-glucanase, major isoform. Bases 290 to 1648 code for a protein of 452 amino acids. Gene Ontology annotation, biological process: glucan catabolic process. The transcript has 4 exons. The record is from RefSeq and is a predicted model, not a curated record. Gene Ontology annotation, molecular function: beta-glucosidase activity. NCBI's taxonomy places the organism in Eukaryota, Fungi, Basidiomycota, Exobasidiomycetes, Ceraceosorales, Ceraceosoraceae. Gene Ontology annotation, cellular component: extracellular region; cell surface.
AGCACAAGAUCAUCAGAUUGGCACUGAAUUGUGGAUUUGCUGCCUUGCCGUCUGCGCGUCGGUGGCACAAGGCAAGCGCACCGUUUGAUUCGUCGACCUUGCAGCAACAGGACCCCACUUGAUCAAAGAGAAGCUGGUUGCCCUUAUGCUCACGCCCACGUCCUGACUUUCCCCCUCCCCCAACCCCCUCCUUCUCCCUCGCUGAUCUCGAGAUCAGCCCGAGAUCUUGCCCUUUCACGUCUCCGCCCCCCACCCACCUCAUCACAACGCCAGCCUCUCAACCUCCAUCAUGUUCUGCCUCAAGAAGAUGCUGGCUCUGAUCAGCUUGGCGCUCACCAUAGUCAACCUUGCGGUGGCUGCGCCUGCCCGCGAGCCCCUCUUCAUCCGCACGGAAAAUCCUGGCUCUCUCAAUUUCACCGCUCAGGACUUCAAGCGAGACAUUCUCAUCGACUUGCAGCCCAGACAAAACCCAUCGUGGAACUACGGCACGCAAAAGGUCCGCGGUGUCAACCUUGGAGGAUGGCUCGUUGCUGAGCCUUGGAUCACGCCUUCGCUCUUCGACAACACUGGCGAUGGCCGUGUUGUGGAUGAGUGGACCUUUGGUCAAUAUGUCGGUGAUGCGGAGUCCCGAUUGCAGCAACAUUGGGCCACUUGGAUCACAGAGGACGACCUGAGGCAGAUCAAGGCGGCCGGUCUCAACCACGUCAGAAUCCAGAUUGGCUACUGGGCCUUUGAGAAGGGAAGUGGGGAUCAAUAUGUCAAGAGCAACCAGCUUUCGUACUUGGAUAAAGGUGUCACCUGGGCGCGCAACCAGGGACUCAAAGUCCAGAUCGACUUGCAUGGUGUUCCAGGCAGCCAGAACGGCUUCGACAACAGCGGUCGAAGGGGCAACGCGGAUUGGUUCUUCAACCAAGGAUUUGCGGACCGUGCCAAGAACGUGCUUCAGACGCUUGCUCAGCGAUACGUCAACGACCGCGACACGGUCACUCAGAUCCAGCUGCUCAAUGAGCCCCUCACCACCAACGGAGACGGCCGUCUGGAUUUCACCCGAUCCUUCUACAACGACGCGUACUACGCCGUGCGAUAUGCUCGAGGAUCCCAACCAACCGACUACUCCAUCUCUAUUCACGAUGGCUUCCAACCCCUCAGCGCUUGGCAGGGGCAGUUCCAACCUCCACAAUACGAGCAGGUUGUGCUCGACACGCACAUCUACACAAUGUUUGACGUUGGCAAGAUUGCGCAGACGCAGGAAGAGCGUCUGCGUGGCCUAUGCCAGAACAGAGCUUUGAUCGGUCAGAGUCAGCCAAACUUGUGGACGAUCGUUGGAGAGUGGACGGCAGCUUUUACUGAUUGCGCCAAGUACCUCAAUGGACGCGGCAUCGGCGCUCGAUACGACGGCUCGUUCCCAGGUAGCACCAGACGCGGAGCCUGCGAUGCCUCCAAGUCUGGCAACGGCAAUGGCUUUUCGAGCCAGUACAAGGCGAACCUCAAGAGGAUGUUCGACACUCAGAGGAGCGUCUACGAGACUGGCAGUGGCUGGAUCAUGUGGACUUGGAAGGCUGCUGCUGCUGAUUGGUCCUACAAGAGAUUGCUCGAGCUUGGCGUCAUCACCUACAACCUCAACGACGCCGGCGACGUCUUUUGCUAAGCUGGCCUUGGCUCUCUUCAUCGUCUCUAGCAUGUGGCCCACAUCGCGUUUGUACAUACGCCAUCGACCGUCUUAUUCUUCCAAUCAUCUGCCCAUCUGCUGCGUUAGCGCCCAUGCUCUGUAUCUCGACUCGAAAAGCACCAAUCAAGGCUUUUGCAU